Cryptomeria japonica (Japanese cedar) is the source of this 2720-nucleotide messenger RNA. RefSeq lists its product as uncharacterized. Gene Ontology annotation, biological process: regulation of photosynthesis, light reaction. NCBI's taxonomy places the organism in Eukaryota, Viridiplantae, Streptophyta, Pinopsida, Cupressales, Cupressaceae. The coding region runs from base 1 to 2589 and encodes 862 amino acids. The transcript has 11 exons. The record is from RefSeq and is a predicted model, not a curated record.
AUGGGGAAAACUCAAAUUGAACUCCUAACUCCAUAUAAUUAUGAAACAUGGAAAAAAUCAGUAUGGAAUUUUCUAAGGGAAAAAGGUUGCACUAGCUAUGUGAAAGAAUCUAUUCCUGCACCUAUUGAUGCUAACGCUCUUCAAGCAUGGGAGAUCAAUCGUGAGAGAGCUCUUGGUUACAUUUGUUCACUAGUCUCUUUUGAUUUACAAUUUCAUCUUGAAUCAUGCAAGACACGUAAGGAGGCUUGGGAGACUAUUGAAAAUUUGGUUUCUAUGGGAACUGCAUAUGUUCAGCCCACUUUUGAUGCAUUUUUAGAUCUUCUAAUCCAAGAGGAAGCGAAGCUCAUUCAAAUGGGCAUCAUCAAGACUUCCAAGUCACAAGCAUUGAUUGCUAAUGAACCCAAGGCAUCUAGUGUGGACACUUUUGAGGAUAUUCAAUAUGGUCAAGUGAUUCUUGGUAUUGUUUUAAUUGAGGUUCAAGAGACAUGUGUUGAUACUUCAUCUCCUACAUUGUCUGUUGUUUCUGAUGAUACUGGAACUGCUACAUCCAUGGCUCCUAUUGUUUCAGUUCAGCAAGACAUUCAUUGUCUUCCAGACACAGUUACUUGGAAUGAUUACUUGACAGACAUUGCAGGUUUGUUUUGUGAGUCCUAUCUUGCCGACUUGGAGGACACUAUUGAGUGCAUACAUCUUCUCUUUGAUGAAGUUUCUUCGUCUUCUUCAGAUGUUGAGGGGGAACCUUUCAACCCUCUUGUUCUUUACCCACAUGAUCAUUCCUCACAACUUGACAUGACUGUGGCCACUAUUGAGCAGCAUUUGGAGGAGACACCUUUGUCUUCAGAGGAGAUACCUUUGUCUCUGGAUUUUUUUCUACAUCCAUCUCAACUAGGUUCUGGAUUGUCAUCUUUUGUAGUGUGGGCUAGAACGCUUGAUUUGAAUGUGACAACUUUCGGCAUUGACAUGGAGACAAAUGAGCAGCCGCGAACAACCACCUUAUAUUAUGAAGUUAAUGUCAUACCAAGAUUCAAUUUUCCUGCAAUAUUUGUGGAAAGAGUAAUCAGGAAAGAUCUUCCUCUAAAUCUUCAAUCUGUUGCUGCUAGAGCUGAAGCCAAAUCUAAAGCACUUUCUAAGGAAGUCAAGUCACUUUGUCAUGAAAUAGAUCACACACUGGAAUCUGCUGAAGUUCAGGAGAACCAAUCAAUCAGUACACUGGAAAAUUUAUGUAGAAUUAGCAUAAAUGACCUUGCUAAUGCUUGGAAUAAUUGGGUCACAAGUGGACAAACGUGUAGUCUAGAUAGACCUUGUGUUGUUGAUGAAGUUCAUCUUCGAAGACUUGAUGAUUUGCUUGAAAAUGGAGGUGUACAUCGCAGGGUUAUUGCCACUAUAACUAUAAAGGCACCCUCUCAAAGUGUCUGGAAGGUUUUGACAGCAUAUGAGAGCUUACCUGAAUUUGUUCCGAACUUAGCUAUCAGCAAGAUCAUUUCCAGAGAGAAUAAUAAAGUGUGCCUUCUUCAGGAAGGUUGCAAAGGUCUUUUAUACAUGGUUCUACAUGCACGAAUUGUACUAGACCUGUGGGAACAUCCUGAGCAUGAAAUCCUUUUUGAGCAAGUUGAAGGAGAUUUUGAUUCAUUUCGAGGGAACUGGAUUCUUGAGCAGCUGGGAAGUCAACAUACACUACUCAAGUAUGUUGUAGAAACAAAAAUGCAAAAAAAUUGCUUGCUUGCAGAAGCCAUAGUAGAAGAGGUUAUCUAUAAAGAUCUUCCAUCAAAUUUGUGUGCCCUCCGUGAUCACGUAGAAAACAAGGAGACUGCUGAUCUGAAUUUCCCAGCAAGAGUCCCUUAUACAAAAUCACCAAAAGCCCAAAAUAUCCAUGUGGAUACUGAAGAUUUGAAUUUAAAGAAAAGGCAAGGAACAAUCAAGGGAUUAAAGGUAUCUGAGGACAAGCCUACGGAACAUAGGUCAAAAGUACCGGGUCUUCAGACAAACAUGGAUAUACUGAAAGAAGAACUUUAUAAGUUCAUUUCAGAUCAUGGACAAGAAGGUUUCAUGCCUCUGAGAAAGCAUCUCCGUUUACAUGGCCGUGCAGAUCUCGAGAAAGCCAUUACUCGUAUGGGUGGUUUCAGAAUUAUUGCAUCUCUUAUGAAUCUCUCACUUUCUUACAAGGACAGGAAACCUAAGGGUUAUUGGGAUAGCUUAGAAAAUCUGAAGCAGGAAGUCAGUCAUUUCCAAAGGACAUGGGGCAUGGAUCCAACUUAUAUGCCUAGCAGAAAGUCUUUUGAGAGGGCUGGACGUUAUGAUUUAGCUCGAGCAUUUGAGAAGUGGGGAGGUGUACAUGAAAUUUCUCGCUUGCUUAAGUUAAAACUUCGUCGUCCUCGAGAAUCGAUGUCCCCUCUUGGUCAAGAGGAGGAGGAUGAGGAUGAUGAGGAUGAUGAUCUCUUUAGAUCUAAUAUGCAAUGUCAAAGCAUGCUUGGCAUUCAUCCAAAUAAUAAUAACAAUAGUAGCAGUAGCAGUAGCAGCAGCAGCAGCAAUGGUAAUUCAAAGAAAUGGCUUGCGGCUCUAGAUGAGUCAAAUCCAAAUUGGGCAGGUUAACAAGGUAUCUACGAUGCAAUGAAAAAAUUGCUUAUUUUAGCUAUAUAUUAAAGUCCAGCAGUUUUCAUUGUAGCUCCUUUUCAUUCUUUCCAUUCAAUCUAAUAAAAAAAUGUUCAUGCAAAAAAAAAAAA